Molecule: messenger RNA, 2751 nt
Organism: Sander lucioperca (pikeperch)
Lineage: Eukaryota; Metazoa; Chordata; Actinopteri; Perciformes; Percidae
Product: mgat4 family member C
Exons: 7
Coding region: 763-2196 (477 amino acids)
Biological process (GO): protein N-linked glycosylation
Molecular function (GO): acetylglucosaminyltransferase activity
Source: RefSeq, a predicted model, not a curated record
GACAGGUGAAUUCAGGGAUGUGACCGUGCGUGCCACGCAUGCACCGCUGGAGCGCACGACUCCGGUCGCACCGCCCUCCUGUCCGCCUGCCGCCGGGGAAGAGCAGAAGAAAGAGCAGACCGGAGCACAACAUCAACAGCCACGGGACCAUAGAAGGGAUGUGGCAGCGAUCUCGACAGCUAGAGAUGCAUGAAAUUCUCAAAGUUUGUCUUCUGUGAGAGCUGAAGACAAAGAGAACACCUAAACGCGAGAGGGAAGGAAACUAAUCGCGCGGAGGUGCAUCAGCCGCUGCAGAAAUCUCCCGCCUGCCUGCCCGGACUCUGGCGUUCCGAGAUCGCGAAGCGCGUCGGGUGCCCGUACCGAGCCAAAUUCAGCCAAUCUAACAGGAGACAAGAUAGAGAGAGAAAGGAAGAGAAAGCAGCCCACUUCUUCAGAUACCCCCCCCCCCCUUCCCCCCCCGCUGACACCUGCGUUUGGACCACCCGCAUUGUCUGGAUGUUGAUGCAUUGAGACCUUGACAUUUGAAGCCCAAGUUCCUACAGAUCUUAAUGGAAUGCAGCCAGAUACAUUACUAAUGAGUUAAGCCUGGAAGACCCCUGCCACUUUGAUGUGUGAGCACACCCACCAAUAAUGGCCCAUAGGAUACGCAGUGGAAAUACAGCUGAGGCAGACGUGUUCAUGUAUCCCGUUCAGGCCAACCUGCAGACUUUCUCCCACAAACACAUCUGACUUUUACAAGAUCCCAGUGAGAGUGUGUACAGCAUGAGGCUGGUGUGGAAAUCCCUGGACAAGAUGAGGUGUCUGCGGAAACGCUCCACUAUUCCCUUCCUCGGCUUCCUCAUCACCUUCCUCCUGUUCCUGAACCUCUACAUUGAAGAUGGCUACGUGCUGGAAGGGGAUAAGAGACAGCUACGGGAAACAUCCGUCCACCCUUCGAGCUCAGAGCGAUACGUUCACACCUUCAGAGACCUGAGUAACUUCUCUGGAAGCAUUAAUGUCACUUAUCGUUAUCUCGCUGGAACCCCACUGAACCGCAAGAAGUAUCUCACCAUUGGACUUUCAUCAGUCAAACGAAAAAGAGGAAACUACCUACUAGAGACGAUCAAAUCCAUCUUUGAUCAGUCCAGUUACGAGGAACUCAAAGAGAUUGUAGUUGUGGUCCACCUGGCAGACUUUGACCUGGUCUGGUGUGAGAACCUGGUGCAGGAAAUCACCAGGAAGUAUGCCCACCACAUCAUAGCCGGACGCCUCCUGGUGAUCCAGGCACCAGAGGAGUACUAUCCGUCUCUGGACGGGCUAAAAAGGAACUACAAUGACCCGGAGGACCGGGUCCGUUUCCGCUCUAAGCAGAACGUGGACUACGCUUUCCUCCUCAACUUCUGCACAAACCUCUCUCACUUCUACAUGAUGUUAGAGGAUGACGUGCGCUGCUCCAGGAACUUCCUGACGGCGCUGAAGAAGGUGAUCACCUCCAGAGAAGGCUCCUACUGGGUGAUGCUGGAGUUCUCCAAGCUGGGCUACAUCGGGAAGCUGUACCACUCCAGAGACCUGCCCCGUCUGGCUCAUUUCCUCCUCAUGUUCUACCAGGAAAUGCCCUGCGACUGGCUCCUCAUCCACUUCAGGGGUCUGCUGGCCCAGAAGGACGUGAUCCGCUUCAAGCCCUCGCUGUUCCAGCACAUGGGCUACUACUCCUCUUACAAAGGAGCAGAGAACAAGCUGAAAGACGACGACUUUGAGGAAGACUCCAUAGACAUCCCUGACAACCCUCCUGCCAGCCUCUUCACAAACAUCAACGUCUUUGAAAACUAUGACGCCACCAAGGCUUACAGCACUGUUGAUGAAUAUUUCUGGGGGAAGCCUCCUUCCACAGGAGAUUUCUUUGUCAUAGUCUUUAAUAAAUCUACCAAAAUUAGUAAGAUUAAGAUUGCUACUGGUUCUGACGACCGUCAGAAUGACAUUCUUCACCACGGAGCUCUGGAAGUUGGAGAGAAACUAGUUGGGACUAAAAAAGGGAAACAGUGUUCCUCUUAUAUUACAUUAGGGGAGUUUAAAAAUGGCAACAUUGAGGUUCAAGACGUAGACCACAAAAUUGCCUUCGACAUUGAGUGUGUUCGCAUUGUGGUGACAGCCAGUCAGAAAGAAUGGCUCAUUAUUAGAAGUAUUAGUUUAUGGACUACACAACCCCCCAGCCAAUAAGGACUAUAAACAAAGACUCUUAGUAUGUCAUAGAGGCAAAGGUUUUUAUUAUUAUUAUUAUUUACUAAUGUAUGUAUUUCCAGGUUUAUUUAUUCAUUUUGUAUGUAUUUAUUUAUAAUAAUUUUGAUUGCCAAAUCAAUCUAUAGUUUUUAUACCUGCAAGUUGUAACCUUAGUGGAGCAUCUUCCAAGUCAUUCGUAUGGACUAUUCAGCUGACCUCAGAGUAUUCAUGAACAUUUGUUUUCUGUCUUUCUUUCUUUCAUUUAGAUUUUGAUAGCUGUCCUUAACAUAGGGCUGGACGAUAAUUCAGGGUUGUGUUUUACCAACUUUAAGUGAUAUUAUGACAUUCUUCUGUACAAAUCCUGUGAAAAGACCAACACCAACAAUAAAUUGAUCGCACUAACAAGUAGUGUCAUGUAGCCAAAGUCUUAUAUAUCUUUUUCCUAUGUGCCAUAGACCUCCAUUGUUGUCCAAAAUCAGUGAGCCAUACCAUUUUAUUGGGUAAGAUAUUACUUAGUCAAUCCGUCAUACACCAUCAUGCUGCUGUACUCUAAAU